UCAAAAGUACUACGCAUAUCAUCAAAAGCAACACUUCAGCGUACAAGUAGUUCUUUUGAAAGAGUAAACUGGGAAAGGUUUAGUAUUGAUGUCACAUGAGACAUGCAACCCUGUGUGACUAUUCUUGCAGUAUAUUUGACUAUAACGUUGAAGUGGAAGUGGAAUUGUGAGGCUUUCGAUUUGACAGACUGCUUUCUUAGCACACCUGUAAGUGAUACAGCAGCAUGCUCCACUCUCGCUUCUAGUUUUGAUGUGUACACCUACAGUAUCAACGACUUCAAAUGUGUCAAGAAUUCAUACAAUGGCUGUUCUUACAACGAAAAUACCUUUAGGGAGAAGGAGGAAUGCCAAGAAGUUGCCGAACCUAUUUGCGGAAUACUAAAACCGUUCUUGAAGGAAAGCCGGAAAACUUAUAAUGGGAAGCAUCAGUCAACAGCAGAUAAUUUCUGGCCUUAAAGACUGUUUUCUCAUUUAGAUAUUCUCUCCUUAGGGCCUGUAUUUUAAGGAAUUUUGAAUAGCGCAAGAGCAAAAUUUAUCCAAAGCUUUGAAGUUAUGUAUAUAAUGUAUAAAAAUGAGAACAGCUAUGCAAAGUCAAAUUGUAAAUGCUUGAAAGAAUGUAGGUUUUUCUUAUCGGAAGUCUGAGAAUACUUCCUUGAAUUUUAAUGAUAUAAAUGUUGAGACACUAUCUCUAUAUCGUAUUCUGAGUGACAAAGCUAGUUCAAUAACGUGUUGAGGAUCCACGAUUUCUUAUACACUCAUUGACAUGCCUGAGCGUCGUGCUGAUAAGGUGGUCGAUAACAGCCAGCGACCUAUCAUGUCCCAGACAUGUUCAAUUGGAGAUAGGUCAGGCGAUCGUGGUGGCCAAGGCAAACGGUUGAUGCGAUGUUGAUAUAUGAAGGCUAAUGAUGUUCUGGCAACAUCCGGUCUGGCAUUGUCGAAAAACGAAAACUUAACAGAAAACCUGACUAUUUUAUCACUUGUUGUUCAUGGCAAGAUAAACCGAUAUGUAAACAAUUCUUGAAUAAACAUACGUAGGUGGUUACCUUUUUUAUCACUCAGUAUAUUUAGCGUUUGAAUUUUAAUAGAUUUAUAUUUUAUGGUUAUAUCAAUGUCCGGUCAGGUCCAUGUGGGUUAACAAAGAACUUGAGCUCUUUUGUCACAGUAUUAGCUUGCAGGUUUUUCAUGAAGUAAGAAAAACACGAGUAAAGGUGUGAUGAGUAUGGCAGUGUAAUCGUGAGGUAACGUUUUACUGCAGAAGUGGUUGAUAAAAGGUUGCACCAAACCCAGAUUAUGAGAGAUUCAAUUAAUUCUGGAUGAAUAAAGGUGUGGAAAUGCUGAUUAUUAACUUGUGUGUUGAUAGAUACUAGUCUAUCAGAAAUGCAUUUUAUAAUUUUUUAUCAUUGCACGACUGACUGAAAUAAUGUAGAUUUACAGUUGCUCUAAGUAACGUUACCGCAACUAUUUUGUAAGGAAUUUCUUCCAAGUAGACAUAUUUACUGAAGUGGAAAUGAAAAUUACGUUUGUGUCACACACUUUAAGAUAUAUUUGCAUAUUCAUGCGUGUAUCUAAUCAUACAAAGUGUUGCUAAGUAACUAGCAACUAUGGCCUCUAUGUCAUUUUAUCCUUGUAUGUUGUAUCCAGAUUUCAUUGCUUAAUUAUGUUUUGUUCAGAGUUCAACGGAAAUUUUGUUUUAUGACAACUAUAUAUUUGUAAUUUAAGUGUUCAUCACAAGUCUGUAUAUACGGAUUCCAUCAGAACCUAACUUAGUCGUCUAACCUAUUUGGGAGCAGUGUCUGAUUGAAACCACGUCACUGAUUUCCGUAGGUAUGUCUGUCUGUCCAACUAUGGUCUGCCUGUACCUUGAAAAGUGAUACUCGGAUACUGAUGAAAUUUAAUCAUACCAAAGAUGAAAAAGCUCAGUAAAUUUUAUAAAACGAAAAAAAGUAAAAACCGCUUAAAUUUCAUUUUUUUAUGUUUCGAAAGGUUCUGUUUAUUUACGAAAAAAAAAUUGUAGAGGUCAAAAAUUUGGGUUGAGGUUGUCGGGAUCGGGAAGAGUGUAUCUCAGUUUCCAACCCCGCUAAUUCCAUGCACCUAUUAGAACAUAUAUCAUACAUUUCCACGUAAAACUUGGAGAAAUAUCAAACAGGUGUGUCGUGUCUAAGUCGCACUUGCCGUGCGCUACGAACUCCGGUGUGCACAAAAUCAUUUUUGAGACUACUGGCUAAUCUUUCUCUACCACACUGCUGGGGCAGACCAGCAAAGCAUGGCUGACGUUGCCAGAUGGACGAUCCAUUCAGUAAAGGCAGGAAGUAUCCCAGUGCUAUCAAAUGGGGCAUGAGCCUGUUUGGCUCACUUGAUAUAUUACCUUUUUAUGGUAUGUAUGAUCGUGUAAGCUUACGAAAUAUCUCAAACACAUUUUUGCAUGCGAUAAACUCUCUUAAUCUCUUAAAGAUACGGGCGAUGCAGUUCAAUUAUUGCGUGGAGGAGAUCGCUUCUCAGUCCAAGUAGUGCGCUUUGUGGACUUGAUUACAGUGUUGAUGUGCUAUUGGGUGUAGUGUUUUGGUUACCUGAAAGGUGAGCGAUCACUGAUUGUUUCCUUUAUUCUACUGUACUGCAUGGAUUGACAACUAUAACACUUUUAUAUUCAUGAUCAUGAGUGUCGUAAGCCAUAUUUAUAUAGAAGCUUUGAUCAUAUAGCCCUAGUUAUAAACAUACUUUGAGCAUAUUCAUACUGACAAAGAUGCUUUGAUUAUAUAUCCAUAACUAUAACAAGGCUCUGAUCAUAUAUCCACAUUUACAAAGAUGCUUUGAGCGUAUAUCCAUAUUUAUAAAGAUGCUUGGAUCAUGUAUUCAUAUAGUAUGUCUAUCAUUGGCUUACGGACUCAAUAAUUGCGUAUAAGGAUAGGGAAGUUAGGUGGCUCAUACAGGGGUGCAUCCAGUCACUGGGGUUGUUAUGGGACUUUAGUGCCCGAUUGCUGGGUUUAGGUGGUUAUGUUAAUUAUUGCUCGGUUUCCUCUACCAGGGGAAACGUCAUAGCGCUUGGGAUGUUGACACGGCGGCCUUUGGCCGAAGUGGCGUCCUAGGUCUGAUGAAUGACCGCUUAACCAUCUUCUCUUGGUAAUCGCUGGCAUCUGAAUGUAUCUCAUGGCAGCAUGUGUGAAGGGGUUGUUACUUUAAAUGGUCGUCUUGCUCGGUUAUCUCUGAUUCAGGGGUAACGUCGGAGAUUUGGGGUAUUGACACAACGAGCGUUGGCUAACGUGAUAUCCCGGUUCCUGGACUAUCUUUUUAGUAACAAUCGUUAAACUCAGCAUAUCUGUCUAUAUGCCUGGAUAUCACACAGGCUGCUGUGUGCUUAAAAUUGCCUAAGUGGACUGUGUGUCCCAGGACUGUAUGUCCCAGGGGGGGUGCCCGCAUUCUUAGGUUCUGCGGACCAGUAUAUGAUAAAAAAAAAGUAAAUAAUGAUGAAUUGGCAUCACUGCGGAUAAUUAAUGUAAUCCUCAGGUAGUGCAUGUUAUGAGUCAGUUUUAAUUUGGGAGGUACUCAAGUCAUUUUUCUAUAAAUAGAUAUUGGCCCCGACAAUCCGAUCGUAUCGCCCUUAUCGCUUGCCAAAGAGGGAUAACUCGUUGCCGUUACGUCACCAAGUAAGUGGCUUUAAUAUUAUCCUGACAUUGUUGCCCAUAUCGAAUUGUUCACGUACUGCCCUUGUAGUAAAAAUGAGAAGGUACAGGGUGGUACUUCGAUGGGUUUGUGGUUUUCACGUUUAUCGUUAUAUUUAUAAUAUUAUCAUCUCUUUCGUAUCCUACUAUCGUACUUAACUUUUUUCUUAUAAUAAAAAUCUUUUAUGAACUGAUGACAGUGUUACGAGAGAGGUACAGAGUCGACCUACUUGAUGCCAUUUCCUUGGGUAACCAAAUAUGUAUGAUUACUUUGCCAAACUCAUCUAAAGAUUCACAGACUGUAUCAAUAGAUUCCAUUUUGAAUUUAUUUCGUAGUUUGGUUCCCUUGUGACUGAAACGCAUUGGACUAUAAAGCACCAUGUGACUUAACACUAUAGCAUAUGCCACGAUUACAAUUAAACAUUGUAUACAAAUUAUUUCCCAAUUUCAGCCAUGUCAAGGUGUGAAAAAUACCGAGGGAAAUUCCUUAUGAAUAUAAAUAAUACUGAUUAAGGAUUUUAUUCGAAGCGUCACGUAAAUAUGUAUUGAGAUACAAGUAACGAAAACAGUUUGCUGGUGGUAAUCCUAGCAUUUGAGGCCAAACUUGAAAUGAGAUGUUAUUUUGCUUAGUACAUAUCUAGAUUUCUUUCUACGGUCUUUGGCCAUUACGUCAGAUUGUCAGACGAAAUAAGUAAACGG
Molecule: messenger RNA, 4355 nt
Organism: Acanthoscelides obtectus
Lineage: Eukaryota; Metazoa; Arthropoda; Insecta; Coleoptera; Chrysomelidae
Source: the annotation of a GenBank genome assembly